Messenger RNA from Zingiber officinale, 1155 nucleotides. RefSeq lists its product as uncharacterized. The coding region runs from base 1 to 1155 and encodes 384 amino acids. The record is from RefSeq and is a predicted model, not a curated record. The transcript has 7 exons. NCBI's taxonomy places the organism in Eukaryota, Viridiplantae, Streptophyta, Magnoliopsida, Zingiberales, Zingiberaceae.
AUGCUUUUUCGCAUUUUAUUGUUUAUUUUGAUUGGUGGAGCACAAGCAAGAUCGUGGAGCAAGAAAGCUAAAUAUUCACUUAAAACCAUUCAGACAAUAACAGGAGAUCUAUUUGAUUGUGUUGAUAUGUAUAAGCAACCAGCAUUUGACCACCCUUUGUUGAAAAAUCACACUCUUCAGUUAAAACCAAGUAAUUUUCCCAAAGGGAUGAAGCUUGCAAAAUCUAAACCAGCUUCUUUUUAUGGAUUCAAUGAUACUUGUCCUUCUGGAACUGUUCUUAUCCACCGUGCUCGAAAACAAGAUUUAAUUGACUCUCAACUCUUGAGAAACCAAUUUAGAGCACAAGCUGUAACUCACAACCCAACUGCGGAUGGAAGUCACAACACAACUGUUGAAGGAAGUCACUACGCAAUAAUGGAAUCAAUAUAUGGUCCAUUUUAUGGAGCAUACGCAAAAAUGGCGACUUAUAAGCUUCCGGAUCUACAAGCUGGUCAAACAUCAUCCAGCACUAUAUAUCUUUUUGGCGAUCCAAAAGUUCCAAAUAAUGAACUCAAUGUGAUCCAGGCUGGUUGGCAUGUUUCACCGAUCAUGUAUGGUACCAGCUAUCCUCGUUUUUUUACUUUUUGGACCAUUGAUGGGUACGAGAAAACGGGAUGUGGAAAUUUAGAAUGCCCUGGUUUUGUUAGCACCACAAAUAUUUAUGGACCGGGAAGUUUUAUUCCUGAAUUUUCUACUUAUGGCGGCGAACAAAAAUAUCUACCUAUACUAAUAGCUAGGGAUUCUAACACAGGGAAUUGGUGGGUUACCUAUAAUGAUCAGCUACCUCUUGGGUAUUUCCCUAAAGAAUUGCUUCCGAAGAUGAAUAAAUAUGCAUCCGCUCUUCAAAUGGGUGGGCAUGUUUACUCUCCCUUGAAUGUACCGAGUCCUCCUAUGGGUAGUGGACAUCCAAGUACCGAAGGAUCUAAUAAAGCUGCUUAUUUCAUUCAAGUUCAGUCAGUGGAUUCGUCGAAUAACUUGAUCAUUUUCGAUGAUGAGUAUCUUGAGUUUAGGUUUGAUAUUAGUGACUAUUAUAGCACCGCUGAUGAUCAUUAUACAUAUAAUGCUGAUAAAUAUGUUUUUGCUUACGGAGGAGCUGGAGGUUUCAAAAUAAAGUAA